AUGAUGAUGAUGAUGAUGCUGAAGAUGAGAUCACCUGUGAUGAUGAUGAUGGAGCAUAACCAGUGUCUCUCUGGCCCAGGAUCUGCUGCUGCAGUUCUGAUGUCAGUCAGUGGGAUGGAGAAGCUCAUGAAUGCCGGUUUCUUUAAGAGCGAAAAUGUCACAGAGAUAUAUUCUGACAUCAUCACCGCCACACUGCCUAAGACGAAACACAAGGAGCUCCCUGAGCCUGUCAACUUCACUGUGUACCACAAGAAGGUACAGAACUGGGCUGGCCUGGUUACCUGUGUGUACUGGCAGGAACAGGGGGAGGAGACUCACUGGUCAGUGGAUGGGUGCACAGCCUCCUUCUCCAAUGAGAACUACACAGUAUGCAGCUGUACCCACCUCUCCACCUUUGCCAUCCUGCUGCAGACGGAAGAACAGGAAGAAGACAGUUCUCUGCUGGAGGCGGUGAACCUGUUCUGUAUGUGUGUGGGUCUGGCCUUCCUCGCCCUCGCCAUUCUCACAUUCCUGCUGUGCACAUGGAACCCUAAAAUCAACAACACCGCCCGCCUCCACCUCUGUAUCUGCCUCUUCUUGGGUCACCUGCUCUUCCUUGUGGGUGUGUCUCGCUCUGAGAAUGCGGUGGUGUGUGCAGUCAUUGCAGGCACGCUGCACUUCCUCUUCCUGUCCGGCUUUGUGUGGAUGCUGCUGGAGACUCUGCAGCUCUUCCUGCUGGUCAGGAGCCUGUCCAAAGUGCAGGUCAUCCAGAAGGAGGGGCUGAGGGCACUGUACCUCCUGCUGAUUGGCUAUGGAGCUCCCCUGGUGGUGGUGGGAGUGUCUGCAGCGGUGUUUUCAGACGGCUAUGGCAGCAAAGACUCGUGCUGGUUGUCAACAGAUCGAAACUUCCGCUGGAGUUUUAUCGGUCCAGUGUGUGCCAUAAUUUCACUCAACUGCAUCUCAUUUUGUGUGAUCCUCUGGACCCUGCAGCCUACUCUAGCCAACAUGAAGAGCGACGUCUCCCAGUCGAGAGACACCAGGCUUAUUGUCUUCAAAAUUGUUGCUCAGUUUCUAAUUUUGGGGUGCACCUGGAUCCUGGGAUUCUUCCAGAGCAGCACUAUGUUAAAAUACCUCUUCAUCAUUCUCAACUCACAGCAGGGCACCUUCAUCUUCAUCGUUCACUGUCUGCUCAACAAAGAGGUGCGAGAGGAGUACAAGAGGUGGUUCUCAUGUCUGUUUAGAAGAAAGGAGCCAUCAGGAAGCAGGGGUUCCCCUAACAGCGUAGCUACUGUUCAAAAAUGA
Messenger RNA from Conger conger (European conger), 1281 nucleotides. RefSeq names its product adhesion G protein-coupled receptor E3-like. Gene Ontology annotation, molecular function: G protein-coupled receptor activity. NCBI's taxonomy places the organism in Eukaryota, Metazoa, Chordata, Actinopteri, Anguilliformes, Congridae. The record is from RefSeq and is a predicted model, not a curated record. The transcript has 8 exons. Gene Ontology annotation, biological process: cell surface receptor signaling pathway; adenylate cyclase-activating G protein-coupled receptor signaling pathway. Gene Ontology annotation, cellular component: membrane. The coding region runs from base 1 to 1281 and encodes 426 amino acids.